Molecule: messenger RNA, 2298 nt
Organism: Stegodyphus dumicola
Lineage: Eukaryota; Metazoa; Arthropoda; Arachnida; Araneae; Eresidae
Source: RefSeq, a predicted model, not a curated record
UCUCUCCUCUUCUCAGACGUUUUGAGAAUUGAAAGCAAAAUUUACUAAUCGGUUCCUCUGGAACUUCUUGCGCGGUAUUAGAAUUAAAGCAUUGUGGGAGGUAUAAAAAGCGAAAAUUACUUUCAUUAUAUAUUCUCACCUUCAACAAGAAGAAUAAAGGUUUCCCUUAUCUUGUCAAUAGCCAUAAUCAUGAAGUUCCUUAUUUUAAGUGUUUUCUUCCUUUCUGCAGCAGGCGAAGCAUCAAAGGGAGCAAAACGAAAGGCGUAUGCCCUCCCUGCUGGCUUUCACAUUUUUGUAGUUCCGGUUAAAACAACAUUCUCUUGCUUCAACGAUGGUUACUAUGCCGAUGUAGACAACGGCUGCGCAAUCUUCCACGUCUGCCACUCUGUCGAAAGAGAGGAUGGUUCUAAAGAGACUCGACAAUGGUCUUUCAUUUGUGAUAACCAAAACCAGCUCACGUUAUCUUGCUCUGAUCCGGAAGGUGGCGUAUCCUGUUCAGAAGCUACUACCUUCUACAACACCAGUGACAGAUUUACCGCUGAAGAUCCCGAACUCAACUUGGUAGAUGAAGAAGUAGAAAAAGCAUCACCUUCGCAUACAGGACAGGACAUCAGUCAAAUGGAUCAACCAUCACAACGAAGUUAAGAAAAUUAUGGCACUCGAACUUAGACUGUACAAACAGAUGAGCGGGUACAAACAGUUUGGACUUGAUUGAUAAUCCAUGUUUCGUCACCAUUGUUCUAACAUGAUUUUUUUCACACAAAAUCCGACUUUUUCUGAGAACACAUACCUAUUUCUUUUUCAAUGUUUCGAUUCUAUGACUCAGAUUAUGCCUAAAUAUUAAAUUGCGUAAAAUUUGGUGAAACACGUACUGAGAAAUUUAAAAAUUCAUUUUGGCGCGCUUUUAUACAGUUUGCGCCGAGAAUAAUUCGCUUGGCGAAAUACUUAAUUUAUAGUAACCUAUUUUCCUUUCCCUUUUUUCACUAUGCACGAGCGAAAAAAAAUAAUAAAAAGUAUAUCGAUCAUUCUUUCAAAUAAUUUUAACAAACAGCAUAAAACACAUUUGAUAUUAUUAUCGUUUUUAAUAAUGAUACCAAAUUUCAAAACGUGCCAUCAUAUAAAUUCACUUUAAUGUUUUGCUGGUAGGAUCAAAAAUACAUCUAUUUUAGGGUGAUGGUAAAAAUUUUACAGGUUAGAAUUCAAAACGUUUUUCGAAAACUUUAUAAAAAUUACUAAAAAAUACAAAUUUUGAAAAAAAAUUAGAAAAUACACGCGAGUUUUGUUUGGAUGGAACCUAAAAAACCUAAAAUUAAAGAAUUAUGAAAGAAGGAAUUAAAUUCGUUUAAUAAAAAUCUGAUUUGUACACCACGUGACUUCCUUGUACGGAAUAUUAAAUUACACGCAUUUUUUCUUGCAUUUUGUUUAAACUUACUGUAUUUAAUUAUAUCUACUUCGAUACUUCCUUUUACAAUACUUCCUUUUUACUUCGUACAAGGAAGUAAAAAAAGGAGAUAUUAGUGAAUGUAGAAGCAAACUAAAUUAACACUGAGGAACUAAAAUUUUGAGAGUUUACGUUUAAAAAUGAACUCGUGCGAUUUUUACAAAACUUGGCACAAUUUGAAUGAUAGAAUCAAAAUAUGGGAGAAAAAUGUAUACGUCGUUUCAGAGAAACGUGUCAUUUUGUAUCAUCGUGAGAUUUUGUGUCAAAAUACCCAUGUUUAAACAAUGCUAUCCAUAAGAUAUAUUCCGAGUAUAUAUAAGAUAUAUUCUGAGUUUUUCAUGUCUGGGAAGGCAUGAAAAACCCAAGCUAGGCUUUUGCUUUUUACUUCCCUGCACGAAGUAAAGGAAGUAUUAUAAUCGAGAAAAUUUUCGGGCAUCAUAUUUCAAUCAAAAUAUCCAUUUUUAACAGUUAUCGAAUGAAAUUUAACGAUGUUUGUGCUUGUCAUCUGUACGUAAGGACAGAAUAAAGGUCUCUUUUUCCCAAAACAAGCUGCAUGAAAAUGAUUUAAAAUGGAUACAGAAGACAUUUUUUCGUGAUGUCUCUACGUAUGCAUAUAUGUAUCUUGAAUAACUCAACUGUAUGUAUCUGCCUCAGAAUGUUGAAAUUUAAAAUAUAGGACUGCAAAAACAUGUAGUUGUGCACCUCCCUUUUGGGUUGCAAGUGACCGCACCGAAGGGCUGUGUGUGUAUAUAUAAUAUACCCACUUUGUUACUCGGCUCCGUGAGUUCAGUUUUUUAUUCUUAUAUGCUGGUAAAUUGUAUAUUUUUUGGUUUAUAAACGAUUGCAUUAUGUUGCUC